Molecule: messenger RNA, 2110 nt
Organism: Panicum hallii
Lineage: Eukaryota; Viridiplantae; Streptophyta; Magnoliopsida; Poales; Poaceae
Product: RNA polymerase sigma factor sigC-like
Exons: 7
Coding region: 205-1905 (566 amino acids)
Biological process (GO): regulation of DNA-templated transcription; DNA-templated transcription initiation
Molecular function (GO): DNA-binding transcription factor activity
Source: RefSeq, a predicted model, not a curated record
AACCAAACGGAUCCUUCAUUCCUGUGCCUAGGAGGGCCAACCAAAAAACGAGGCCUGGAUAGGGUGCUCAACUGCUCAGUAGUCAGUACCGGUGGCAGGCAGCUCGGCCCCAGUUCUAUCCCUGUUCCUUGCUGCUGCUAUCCUUCACUCUCCUCCCCAUCCGGCCUUCGUCUGCCAUUACUGCAAGACGGGAGCUGCGUCUGUAUGGGUCUGCAGAUGAUGCAAGGCAGGCCCUGCGCCUCGUGCUAUCCAUCGUCCUCGUCGUCUUCCUCCUCGUGGAUGAUGGCGGCCCAUCCCCCGAAACAGCCUCCUCAUCCAUUGGGGGGAAGGUCAAUUUCUUCUGAAUCCCUUGCAGCACUGGCCUUGCAUCUCGUGCUAAAACGCCGCAAAUACCAUGGCCGGGACAUUGCGACCGCUUUUGCAUCUUCAUCCAGUGUGCUUCAGAUCACAGAGAACAAGUCAAGUAGCUUGACGAAACCCAAGGCAGAAAGGAAGGUCCUUGAUGACGCUCUUGACAGAAAUUUACAGUAUGACUGGAUGGAUGAAGAGACGUUAUUCUGGCUGGAUAGGAAUUACACAAAUAGCAAUCUACAGUAUGACUUGUUAAUGGAAAACCUUCAAGCAUUGGAGACUAGUUUGGCUGGCAAAGACUUGAAAAUGCUGGAAAAGGAUAUCCUUGUACAUAUUGAACAGCUUGGAGCUCUGGGAUCGUUUAACGCGUCUAUGUCCAGGGCCACCCUAGACACCCUAACACAGACCUCACAUGAACCAGAUUUCUCUCUGCUUGACAAAGUCAUCAAGUUUGACCCAGAGACUCCUCUGAAGGAGCAAGAUGCUGAAGUAAUCGUUCGGAGUGGCAAGAGUCAAGAGAGGAAACAGAAAAGAAUGAGAGCAUCAGAAAAGGCCUCCAGGAUCUCUGUGAAGGUAAAUCCAAGAAGAUCGAAGAAAUCGCGCAAGUAUAGUAGCAGUCAGUUUAUAUCCGAGUGGAAAAAUUAUCCGGGGCGGAGAAGGACCAUUGUACGUGAACAAUCAUCAUCGUUAGUUACCAUCAAGGAAUGUGCAAACCUUGAGAAGAUCAGAGAGGACAUGAUAAAGGAGGGGCAGGAGGUGAGCUAUCAGAGGUGGGCAGAGGAAGCUGGAGUUGAUGAGGCAGAGCUGAAGAGGAGGCUACAGGCAGGUUACUGCUGCCGAGAGAGGUUGAUAGUGACCACCGAGUGGCUCGUCCGGUACAUCGCAAGAACAUACACCGGAAUGGGAACGGCUUUCGACGAUCUACUUCAGGCUGGGAAGAUGGGCGUCCUUGAUGGCGCCGAGAAGUUCGACAGCCGGAAGGGGUGCAAGUUCUCCACGUACGUCAAGUACUGGAUCAGGAAAGGGAUGCUAGCUCUCCUGGCCGAAAAUUCAGGAGUCACCUUGCUGCCGGCAAGAAUGGAGUGCAUCAUCCGCAAGGUGAAGGAGGCGCGGCGCGCGAUCCGGUACAGCCAAGGGAGGAACCCAUCGGAUUCAGAGAUCGCCGCCGUGAUCGGCGUGUCCGUGGCCAACGUCAGGCUGGCGCGCAAGUGCUCUCGCAGGGUCCAGUCACUCUACUCGGAGAUCGGGAUCGGGCAGAAUGCAAAGUUCACGGAGGUGAUCCCGGACGCGUCUCUGGAGGCUGCCGACGAGGCCAUCUUCCGGGCGCAGCUGAGGGAGAGGCUGCUGGUGGUGCUGGACAGGCUGCCGGCGCGGGAAGGGCACGUGCUGAAGCUGCGGCACGGGCUGGAGGACGGCAGGUGCAUGUCGCUGGAGCAGAUCGGCCGCAUCUACCGCGUGUCCAAGGAGUGGAUCAGGAAGAUCGAGAAGUCGGCCAUGGCCAAGCUCAGGAACCAGGACGUGCGCCGCGAGCUCGACGACUUCUGCAGCUUCUAGAUGCUCCCGUGAGCUACAUGCUAGCUGGGCACGGUAGCAUGUACAGUUCAAUUUCCAAGCAAUUCACGCUACCAGAUUGAAGCUGUAUAUAAAUAUAUCACACUCUCAGCAUUCAUUGUACUAGCGUAAGCAGCUUCCUGGAUAUAUCACACUUCAUACUUGGAAACUGCGCGCUCUGUUCGCAAGAGGUGGAGUAUUUGAACCA